AUGGAUGCUACGAUCCGGCUCGCACAUGACGAUUAUACUGUGGCAUGGAUCGUCCCACUGGGGGUGGACUCAAUCGCUGCGAGGCUGAUGCUGGACACGAAACAUGAGAAACUGCCACAGUCCUCCAUUGAUCACAAUGUCUAUGAACUAGGCAGCAUCAAUGGCCACAAUAUUGUGAUCGCUAGCCUGCCCACUACAGGCAACACUUCUGCGGCUACGGUCGUUGCGCAACUGCGGAACACCUUCAAGCAGAUUCGAUUCGGGCUGCUGGUUGGCACUGCAGGCGUGCCGGCCCGAACGGACAACGGACCCAUUCAUCUUGGGGACGUGAUAGUGAGCAAACCAGAGCGGGAUCACUCUGGCGCAAUCCAGUACGAUCACGGUAAAAUUCUGGAAGGUCAUUUUCGUCGCACUGGAUAUCUUAUUCCACCACCUACAGUCCUCCUCAACGCUGCGCAGGAUCUGUCGACCGAGCAAGCCAUCACAGAGGACGAUCUGGUUGCACCCCACCUCCAAAGGAUUGAUACUAGGUUACUAACACUCCAGAGGUACAGAUAUCCAGGUCCGGACAGAGAUAAUCUGUACAGGUCCGACUACUCACAUCGUGUGGAAGGACUUCCAUGCCAUGUCUGUCCAUGCGAUCCGUUACAAAGGAUCGACCGCUAUGCAAACGAAAACCAAGAUGACGACUUUCAAUACGAUCGCAGCUCACGAAUUGUGGUCCAUCGCGGAACAGUUGCGGCAGGAGAGAAAGUGAUCAAGGAUGGUCGGCUGAGAGAUGAGCUAUACAAAGCGCACGACGCCCUUUGCUUUGAUAUGGAGGCUGCAGGGGUGAUGAACGACUUUCCAUGCCUCGUCAUCCGUGGGAUUUCGAAUUAUGCCGAUUCCCAUAAAAGUGAUGACUGGCAAGGCUACGCAUCUGCAUCCGCUGCGGCAUAUGCAAGACAACUAUUCUUCCAUAUGCCCGCCAACGAAGUGAAGCAAUGUGCAGUGGGGCUUACAGGUAUUUAA
This is a messenger RNA of Bipolaris oryzae ATCC 44560, 1011 nucleotides long. RefSeq lists its product as uncharacterized. Gene Ontology annotation, biological process: nucleoside metabolic process. Gene Ontology annotation, molecular function: catalytic activity. The record is from RefSeq and is a predicted model, not a curated record. Lineage: Eukaryota; Fungi; Ascomycota; Dothideomycetes; Pleosporales; Pleosporaceae. The coding region runs from base 1 to 1011 and encodes 336 amino acids. The transcript has a single exon.